CUGAAUUAAACUUCAACCUCAAAACAGACCAUAUUUAUUUUUAAUUACUCUUGGUGAGUUUGUCCACCCAAUAGAAAAGAAUCAAUUUUUCCAUCUUCCUCAAAAGUCACCAAGUUACUGUAUUUGCGGCAAUUUCGAGGCAAGUGUAAUUGGAAUUGCAGUACAAGAAUGUAGUGGAUUUGGGCUGAUUCUUUCAGCAAGGGAAAUUUGUCUCUGCUUUUGUGGUUGGGUUCGUGGCGAUUCAGGCGGCAACUUCUGCUGUUGAUGAUGUGAUAUUUUAUUUAACUGCUAAGUUGAUUCUUUUUUAUGUCUACUCAGGUGUUGAGAUUUUCCUCUGGGACGCUAUUCAUUUUAUUGAGUUUUAUCUCUUCUUAGUUGGAUUUGUGUUUGGUUAGAAGUGAUGAAGUCCAUAAAGGGACUGUUGAGUUAGAUUCUAAAAAAAUGCAAAAUUAAGGGAACUGUAGAAGAUGGGAAAAGGCAAAGUUAUUUUCCCUUUUCUUGGAAGACAUGGAAGAAGAUGCGCCGCUGCCACGCCCAGAGGGGUUUGUAUUUGCCUUCUUGGACCUGGGUAGAACUAUAACGGGAAAGAUGGUUUACUUGUUAGUUGGGUCGGAUGUGGGUAAAGUUAUUUCCCCUUCUCCUGGAAACCAUUGAAGAAGACGCGCCGCCGCCACGCUACCAUUAUAUGGGUUUGUUUUUGAUUUCUUGGACUUGGGUAGAACAAUAAGUUGUUAGUUAGAUCCAAUGCGGGCAAAGUUAUUUCCAUUUUCUUGGAAAUCAACUCAUGGAAAAAAGUUGCGCCGUCGCUGCCGCCGCCGCCGCCGUUAAAGGGGUAAACAUGAGACCACAAAUCAGGCCAAUGGCAGGCAAACAACCAGUUAGGACCAAUCCUAAUGAACCAGCCAGUACAGGUCCCUUUGCAAGGAGGCCUGAAAUUAACCCAGCAAGACCUGAUGUAAACAGGUACACAGCUUUGGCAAGUUUGCCACCCAUUAAUCCAACAGUACUCCCACAGAGUCGACCAACCGGAAUGCUGGUAUUAAAGAAACCUUUUGCAAAGGAUCAAGAAGCCAGCACCUCUUCAUCACCAAGCGGAGAACUUAGAUUCUCUCAGAAACAGACAAGUGACUGCUACACAAUAAAGCAGCCUCAAAAUUUUGCAGAAGCAGUUACUCCAAGUAGCUCCUAGACGACUCCAAGAGAGAAAGAGAAAUUUGAAAUGAUUUCUCUAAAUAUCAUCCCAAUCCUUGCACUCGACAAGGAAUAUGAAGGUUAUGAGGUCAAACAUCUCUUGAAGCCUAUCUACACCAACAGGAAUUACGUCGAGACAGACAAUUCCUUAAAAACCAGAAGGUACUUUGAGUUUAUUCUCAUUGAUACCGGAUCACUAGAAAUAGAACAUGAAUUGGCAGAUAAAUCUGACCCAGAAAGCAUCGCCUAUUCAAAAUUGACGAUAAAAAAGAUCUUAUCUCCGUAUAACUGGCCUGUAGACCAUCUGCAAACUCCGAUCAAUCUAUCCAAGAGAUCCAACCCUCAAACCUACAACUGGUUUGAUUAUAAAAACGCUUGGAUAAAUUUCAUGUAUGUCAGGCCAACCACCCACACGUGGUUUAUCAAAUAUUGUCCAGAGGUAUCAGCCUCAAUCAUACCAAGAUGGUUCUAUGAAUGGUGGAGCCUUUUUGGUGGAAAUAAGCAAGUGAUGCCUCGUCAGUUUGUAGAAAAUUAUCCCCAAUUCCAGGCUGAAGAAGGCAUAUCAACCCUCCCAGAGCACAUCAAGCUCUGUAAGUACUUUAUAAAAAGACGUUUAUUUUAUAUUUUAUCAUGGACGUUUGUUAUUGCAGAUUUUGACAGGAUCAAAUUCUUGUCCAAAGAAAUCCGAAUUAAAGGAUGGUCUCCCACCAGAAAAGGCAAUCCAUCUCCUUCAAAGGGAAAGGAAAUAUCUCAGGCGUCACCUUCAAAGAGUGACUUAAAAAAGAGACUUGAAAAGGCUCUCUCAAAACUUGACGAAAAUCCAGAUGAAGCUGCUAUUAACCAGCUACUUGAUGAGGCCUCAUCACAAAGUGAUGACAAUGGCGACAUGCUUAAUCCAAAAGCAUUAGCCAGAUCUUAUCUAAAUCCUUUUGACUGAAGAGUCCUAAUUGAGGCUAUUAAAAGCCAGAAUAAUUAGUCUUCCAGGUAGAGAUUCAUAGAAUCAGAAUUACCAAGGAAGAAGCAAAUGGAGCUUAAAAGAAGACGGAAUCUUUUGCUGACUCAGUCACGACGAAAGGAAUUCGCUAUCAAAGGCCCACAUCAUGGCAGACAAAGUCAGGCAUCUUCACUAUUCAAAAAAAAGAAGAUGACAAACAACUUUAAGUCAGGCAUCUUUGCUUUUCAAAAAGAAGAAGAUGACAACCACUUUACUUUUGCUUUAACCAAAAGCAACGGACGAGAAUCAAGGGCCAAUCAGAAGAUUAGCUUUUAGAUUUUCAAAUCUCUUUGUCUCUCAGCUUUGCCUAUAAAAGGCAUUUUAGUUUUUCAGCUUAGGCAUAGAAAAUUAUUCACCAAAACAAUUUUUUGAGUGUCAUCAGUGAACAAGAGAAGCUACAAUCAUAUUCUUUCCUUACCUUCCCUUUUUAUAUUGUUAUUCUAAAUAGUUUAUCAAUAACUUCAUAAAAUUAAUACAUAAAUUAUAUAAAAAAAAUUCUAUUAUACUCAUGAUAGUUAAUUACUUCGAAAAUAGAUAUUUGAUCAACUUAAGAAAAUUAGUAAUUAAUUUUCAUAUUAUAAUUUUGAAAAGGAAUCUCUAACAAACAAAUUAAAAAUAAAAGAUGAUUUACCUAUCAUUUUUUUGAAAAAUUAACUUUAAUGAAAGUGAAAUCCAAACAGGUGAGAGAUAUAAAAAAAAAAAAAGGAAAAGAGAGAGUACUAAAUUAAGAUGCAGUCCAUUCUUUUGCACAUAAACAGUAGUAAAGACGUAGUAUAAAUACUUGAAGUGCGAAGCUGAGAAAUGAUCCGUCGUGUAUGAGUAUUCAUUGCUGGAGACGAGAAAAUUAAAUAGAGAUGGAGAAGAAGAGAUAAGAAUCGGAGCAACGUCAAGAAUUCAGAUACAGAGUAAUUUUUGGACAGAGACAGAUUUGCUGCUGCUAAAAAUGCAGAGGUAGUCUAACUACUUGCACGUCAUCAAUUAGCUGAUUCAUUAGAUAUAAGCUUAUCCCUUUUCUUCUCUGUGUUCCAUUCCACUAUUCCUUUCCUGAACCCUAUGAAAAAAAUAUUGCCUUCUUUUUUUUCUGUCCAAUCAAAAACAAUCUAAUAUGUACAGGUAAAACUUACCCACAAUAUGUUUGGCGUAAACAUCCGGUACGGGUAAGUUUUUUCCAAUAUUACCUUUGGAACUAGAUAACUUUUAGGCACAAUCAACUAGAAAAGAAGGUUGUAUUUCACAUGAUUGAAAA
Solanum lycopersicum (tomato) is the source of this 3431-nucleotide messenger RNA. NCBI's taxonomy places the organism in Eukaryota, Viridiplantae, Streptophyta, Magnoliopsida, Solanales, Solanaceae. The record is from RefSeq and is a predicted model, not a curated record.